AUGUCACAAGAAUCCAAGGCUGAAGAGGAUGUCGACCUCGGCGAGUUCGUACCCACUCUUGAAGGCGUAUCCACCUUCGCGCCUUGGCUUCAGUAUCUCACACGCUCCCUGGAGCCAAUGCAAAUGCGCAUCCUCAAAGGCGAGGAGCCCGCGCCUGCACUCCCUGACAAGAUAACCCACACCGUGGACUCUGCGCGCGCAGCACUCAGCCACGAGCUUCGAGUGCCACCGGAAUUCAUACUCGAGAAGGAGGUCACGGAAUCUCUAGGCUGGAACGCCCAGAGCAACGCUCAGCUCGACGAGCUUUUUCAAAGCAAGAUUCCCCACUGGAACAAUGCUCUGCUCUGCCUUCGGGCUACACUCGGUGAAGAAGCGAGGAAGCUCAUCCAGGACAUCGACAAUGCCCCCGAGGCAUUCAAGAAAAUCAGAAUCUUCUACCGCAAGCAUAGACACGAGACUCUAGCUGAACGGUGGUCUGCAUGGGUGAACUUUCGCUACGUGGGCGGCUCCCGACCAGAUUUCGUGCGCCGCUUCACCGAAAAACUACAAGAGGUCGAAGAGAUCGGUGACAUUCUGGAUCAGAAACUUGUCCUGGCUCAAUUUCUCCAUGCAAUCGCUCCUGACGACGGAGUUUCCCAGUUCCUCUCACGAGUAUCGCCCCAUCUCGACGAUCCGGAGCUGAUGAUACUCACGUGCGAGGAAUUCACACACCAGCACACGCCAAAGUACGGUUCCGUACCUGGAGCCGAUGCAGAGAUGGGCAGCCGAGUGACAAUCAAACGCGAGAGCAACGGACAUGGACUCAUCUAUUGUCCCCACCACAGACACGCCGUGAGACAUUCGCCUUCAGCAUGCCGUCUGGGUCGGAAGAUAAGGGCUUACCAAGCUUCACAAUCCCGGGCCUCAACGAUGCGAGGCAGAGGCCCCGAUCCGCGCAUAAGCACCAAGCGGCGUCGUCAGGACUCGUGGGAGCCUGCGUGCGGCGUUCCCACCGACCGCUUCGGCCGAUCCCUUGAGACUACUUUCCCCACAUAUGCGGGAUGA
Penicillium canariense is the source of this 1044-nucleotide messenger RNA. RefSeq lists its product as uncharacterized. The record is from RefSeq and is a predicted model, not a curated record. The transcript has a single exon. NCBI's taxonomy places the organism in Eukaryota, Fungi, Ascomycota, Eurotiomycetes, Eurotiales, Aspergillaceae. The coding region runs from base 1 to 1044 and encodes 347 amino acids.